Paramecium tetraurelia is the source of this 700-nucleotide messenger RNA. RefSeq lists its product as uncharacterized. The record is from RefSeq and is a predicted model, not a curated record. The annotation marks the transcript as partial. The transcript is spliced from 3 exons. Lineage: Eukaryota; Ciliophora; Oligohymenophorea; Peniculida; Parameciidae.
GGAAAAAAACAGGUUGGAAAAGCAAUAGUACUUUGAAUAGAAGUUGAGCAAUAUUAAUCUAAAAAUUAAAUAAGAAAGAGAAGAAAAGGAAUAUGAAUUAUUCAAUAAAGUUGGUUGGAAACUAUCUAAAUCAGAGAAAUUGCUAGAAGAUCAUGAACAGUUACUGUUGAAAAUGUCAUAAUCUAAAAAGAAUGAACAUCAAUAAAAAUUUACAAAGUAGAGAGAAAGAUAUAAGCAAUCAGAAGAAAAAUAGUAAGAAAAAAUUGAAGAAUGGGAUGAGAAAUUGAAAAGCAUUUAAGAUAGAAUUGAAAAGUUUUAAACCAAAAAAAGUGAAGAAUGGAAAUCUUUCAAGGAACAAAGAAUUUAAAAUAAAAAAGAUCACUUAGAAUUUUUUCAACUUAUUAAGAAGAAAGAAGAGAAACAUUAAACGUAAUAAUUAGACAGUUUAACUAAGAAUUAAAACAAAUUGAAAAAAAGGAAAGACGAAUAAGAAUACAUUCUUACUUAUCAAACUAUUUCUAAAUAGAAGUUUCAAUAGAUUAAUUAAACAUAGAAGGGAGAAUUAAUUAAUUUGCAAUAUUCCUCAUCUAUUUAGUUGCUAGAUAAAUUAAAAAAUCUAGAAGAUGAAGAAACCUUUGCAGAUAUUCAAUAAAAAUACAAGAAGAUUGUAAAAGUUCCAGAAAAAAAACCUGUCGAAUGA